Molecule: messenger RNA, 665 nt
Organism: Cyprinus carpio (common carp)
Lineage: Eukaryota; Metazoa; Chordata; Actinopteri; Cypriniformes; Cyprinidae
Product: small integral membrane protein 20-like
Biological process (GO): mitochondrial respiratory chain complex IV assembly
Cellular component (GO): mitochondrial inner membrane
Source: RefSeq, a predicted model, not a curated record
UAAAUAUAUGACCUUCACCCCGGAAAAGCAUGAAGAGUUGAUUUCUGUCCUCGGAUGAGGUGAAUCUGUUAAAAUCAUGUCUGCUAACAGGAGGAUAACGCUCAUAUUUGGGGGCUUCAUUGCAGCGGUUGCGGUGGCUUUUUAUCCCAUAUUUUUCCAUCCUCUCACUCACACUGAAGACUACAAGCAGAUCCAGAAGAUAAAUCGAGCCGGAGUCAAUCAAGCGGAUGUGCAGCCUGCUGGUCUGAAGAUCUGGUCUGAUCCCUUCAAGCCAAAAUCAUGAUUCCAAGUGUGCGGAUGAAACUGAAUGAAUGAACGUGAGGACUGAUGAGUCACUCACUGAGGAUGGAGUAUUUGAGAUACACGCACUUAAACUCUUCGCUACCAUGCAUUAAAUGAGACUUUAAGGAUGUAUGGAUCUUCUGAGUAUGUAUAUUUUCUGUGGGAAUGAAUAUGAUUGAAACUAGAAUGACCCAAUAACUAAAAAAUAAUUCAAAUAAAGUUCAAAUGAAAACUUUGUUGCUUUGUUAGUCAACAUUUAAAAUAUUAUGUUCAUGAAUCACUUUUGAAUAGUUGUGUUAACUAAUGUUGGUGUAUUAAUGGAGUAACAUGUUAUUGCUUUGUUUUUAUUCUAAAUAAAAUGUGCAUCUUGAAGUGUUCCUCAA